Messenger RNA from Eupeodes corollae, 1714 nucleotides. RefSeq names its product aladin. The coding region runs from base 149 to 1579 and encodes 476 amino acids. Gene Ontology annotation, biological process: nucleocytoplasmic transport. Gene Ontology annotation, molecular function: protein binding. The transcript is spliced from 6 exons. The record is from RefSeq and is a predicted model, not a curated record. Gene Ontology annotation, cellular component: nuclear pore. Lineage: Eukaryota; Metazoa; Arthropoda; Insecta; Diptera; Syrphidae.
UUCAUUAUCUGACUAUUUUAGUUUUAAAUUAAGCAGAAUUCGCCAAAUCGUUAAAAUCAUUAAAAUCUUUUAAAGAAUUUCGUAAAUUUUCCUUGAUAUAUUUUAAGUGUGAUUAAAUCAGUAAAUACUCGAUUGUUUUCCCUUUGCGAUGGUUUCGCUUCAGGACCUCUCAACCUUGGCCUCGCCAGGAAAUGUUUCUGUUUGUGAAAGAAGCGGCCGGCUUUGCUCAGUGCCACAAGUCGAAGUCAAAGGAAAUUCUUAUGUGUUGGAAUAUUAUCCAGAAAUCAAUAUCAAUUGUGAGAUCUUUAGUGCAUCUGCUGUAAAACCAGUUGAUUCAUACCGAUCUGUGAUGGUGCCAGUGAAUGAAAGAGUAAUUAAAAGAAUCACAAGAACUUUCUUCGAAAGUGGCUUCUUGGAAGCUCUCAAUGAAGCCAAAGAUCCGGCUACAGCUUCUUCAAGUCCAAUUAUAUCAUCAGCUGCCGAAUACACUUGCCGGGCGUUAGACUUCUUUCGGAAAAUCAAACUUAUGAUUUUUCCAUAUCUCAAAGAGCAUGGCAUUUCAAGCAUUGCUAAGUACUCAGAGACGAGAGACUGGAUCAGAAGUUGCAUUCGAUAUAUUGUUUGGCAUCCAAAUUGUUUUAAGAUCGCUGUUGCCGGAUCUGAUGAUGUUAUUCGCAUUUAUACAGACGAACCAGCUGCAGUUCCUGUUCUUAAAAAUCCCCUUCAAAAAGGUAUCACUUCAAUGGCUUGGAGGCCAUACAGUGCUGCUGAAUUGGCCGUUGGUUGUCAAAAAGGGCUCUGUUUAUGGACCAUGGACAGUAAUAUGCAUAUAACUCGAUCUUCAUCACAAGCAGUGUUCCUUAAUCAUCCGAAUCACAGCCCAAUAACUUCGGUUCAAUGGAAUUUAGAUGGUACUCUGCUCGCCACAUCCAGUAUUGGUGAUACUGAUGUUGUCAUCUGGAAUGUCGACAAAUCGAAUAGCACCACACUCAAACGUGUCGGUCCUCCAUGUUCUAUUCUCAAGUGGUCUCCCGACGGUUCGUGUUUGUUCUCGGCAACAGUGGGAAAUGUUUUUCGUGUUUGGUCAGCUGACAAACACUGGGAACCAGAACGUUGGACAAUUUCCAGUGGAAAUAUUCAAUCUGCCUGCUGGUCACCGUGUAGUUCAUUCUUGCUGUUUGUCACUUCUGAAGAACCAACGCUCUAUCGACUGCAAUUCUUCGAGGAGCAGUUAUUUGCAACUUCAAACUUACCCAAGCAAGCUCUACCUAUUGCUGAUUUGACAAAGUUCACAAUUGGCCAUCGUGAAGUUGGUGGUCAACCACAGUCGCUGGCUUGGGAUCCCAAUGGUCAUUUUCUGGCUAUAACAUUCAAGGACAGUCCAUGCAUUGCGAUUUUCUCUACCUGCAUCACCAAACACAAUCUUAGCAUUUCACCGUCCUGCUUCUUAACCGGAAUCGGAACCGAAUAUCCUUCGUUUAUUUGUUUCCAAAGCAAGAACCGCAAGAAUUCGGAUAGUGUUUUGACCAUUGGUUGGUCUAGCGGCCGCAUUCAAUACUUUCCAUUUGUUAAUAUGUAAAAUGCAUCGCAUUUAAAUAAUUUUCAGUUUAUUUCAUUUUAUUUUAUCACUUUGUGUAUACAUAAAUAAUUUUUGUAUUUCUUUUUUUUAUAUAUAUAGGUUUUUGUUCUUAAUUUAAUAAUAUGCAUAAUAUAU